CUUACUUGAAGCUCUCUCGACCGUUCCACUUGGCUUUUACAAAACGUCUUAUUUUUGGUGUUCUAUAAAGAUUUAAGAACGCCGUAGCGAAACUGACCACACAACGAUACCCGUUGGCAAAUACGGUUUUGUGAGAAAGAUUGAGAGUUUUGAGCACAGCUGUCGUCCCACACAUACUAUCUUCUCAUGGCUUCGAAGCUGUUUUUCGUUUUUAUCUUCACGAUUUUCCACGUUCCAGAGUUUAGUGUCGCGCAGUAUGCAAACGCUCAAAACGAAUUGUUGGAAUACUUAUUUCCCGAGAAUGACACAAAAAAGGAACAUCUAUUACCUGUGCUCAACUAUUCCGACGCAGUCACUGUGGAUUUCCGAAUCACUCUAAUAAAGAUUAAGGAUGUUAACGCUAAAGAACAGACCAUCCAAGUUCAUGUUUGGGUUACACAGAGUUGGGUGAAUCCAUUCCUGAAAUGGGACAAUAAUUCGAAGUUUGAAAGAAUUAAAUCAAUCAAUGUUAAACCAAGUCUUGUGUGGAUCCCAGAUAUAAUACUUUAUAACAAUGUAGACGAACAGGACCGUACUGGUGGAGGGGAGGAAACCUACAAAACUUUAAUCAAACUAUAUUCCAACGGCACAAGCAUCUGGUCAAGUCCAGCGCUUUUUAAAGCUAUCUGCGAGAUAGAUGUCUCAUACUUUCCACUCGACCAGCAAACAUGUCGCCUAAAAUUCGGCUCCUGGACAUAUGACUCGAAGAAGCUGAAACUCGUAACGAAGCAAAAGGCAAAAUUUCCUACCCCUGAUUUUAUAAAAAACGGUGAAUGGGCCAUUACUAAAGUCGAGACAAAAGCCAACGACCGAGUGUACCACAAAGAGUCUCAGGAUAGCUACAUGGAUGUUACGAUGACAAUCGCAAUGAAACGGCAGUAUCUUGAUUAUGUUAUCAACUUGGUUAUUCCUUGUUUAAUGAUAUCUAGCAUGACGUUUCUGGGUUUUAUUCUACCGCCUGAGUCAGGAGAACGAGUUGGCCUCAGCAUCACCGUACUUCUGGCCAUGACUGUGUUUCAACAGCUCACCUCAGAGAUUAUGCCUUCCUACGGCUUCCCCUUGCUUGGCCAGUACUACUUCGCUACGAUCGUGGAAAUCGGCGCUGCCCUGCUUAUAACAACGAUUAUCCUCAACUUCUAUCAUCGCACGAACCGCCACAUGCCACGUUGGUUACGGGUGCUGCUUUUGGACUGGCUGUCGAGGGUCGUGUUCCUCCACGAGUCCGCGGAGAAGUGUAACAAGUCGCGACGCAAAACCAUAAAACGCGGAAUCCGUGAAAACGUGGACGCGGUGGUGAACAACGGUUAUGCCUUGGGCGAGCAUCCGCUGGACGCUGAUGUCGUGGGCGCAACUAGAACCCAGCGCCACGAAAACGGACGCUCGGACAACGACGAGAGCCAAACGAAACCAGCGGGCGAUCGUAAUGUUCUCAAGUUAACUCUCGGUUCUAUUGGAAGCGAAUUGAAUUCACAGACUGUUCAAAAUGAAAGGGGCUUGUUCACCGACGAGACUGGUGCGGCCGUGAGCGAGGAGGAGAUGCGCAUGCGCCAUCAACAGUGGACGCUGGCCGCAAAGGUCCUGGAUCGAUUCUUCUUAUGGAGCUCGGGAUUUAUCGGAAUCGCUACGUUCUUAGGUAUUUUCCUCAGCGGCCCUGGAUUAUGGGAUAACUCGAUUGAAAUGAAAUUAUAAAACCAGCAUAUUCAUUCUUACCGCCUACAAGCCCUCGUGGUGUCCGAAGAUUUUUAAAAAAUCUUUUAAAAUAAUAAACAGUUUCGUGUUUUCGCGAAAGGUCGAUGUUCUAUUCCGCGCAGUUGUUGUUGCACAGGGGGGUUGCGGUGAUGAUGUGCAGUCACGUUCGUGUUAUAAUUAAUCUACAAGUGGAAAUUAUCUGUCAAAAUUUGCCGCGUAAUCUGUACAGAACCAUUAUAUAUAAAUAAGGAGCUUUUUUCAAAGUGUAUUCAAUGUUUUGCGAAAGUCAUACUGUAAACUUUUUUGCCAGUCGGUCAUUGCCAGGACUGAGUCAGAGUUCUAAUACCUGCUACUAAUACCUGCCUGACACUGACUACAGUCUAGUGCUUACUGCUCUAGUUAGGCUUUGAAUUUCUCGACUAUAAACCCAAGUUUUUUACUGUCUUCUUAGCAACCGAAAGUGUAAAUAAAAUAAUGAACGGUGCUUUUGGGAUAUAAUCUGCUCUGGUUUACUAUAAAAUGGUUUCGCUUUCAUGCUUUUAAUGAUAGGUUUAGUAUGGUAACUUUUAUAAUAUAAUUGCAAUCGCUAGCGGCUAGUAUUGUUCAAAUUGUCAGUCAUAUAUCCCCACCCAGUAGCGUCGAGAUGGUUGGGGAAACGGGGUGAUUACACCGGGGCCUGGCGCGAAAGGGUGCCCGGGCACAUGUACUGAAGACAAAUUUUCAAUUACAGUGAGAUUUAAUUCCCAACCCGCAACCCGCAGAGGAACUGUGCAAUUGUAUAUUUAUAUAUUUAUAGACUACAAGCUAAUAUUCAUCUGUAUAUUAUUUUAGCUACUUGUGUUUUUCACUUAACUGAUCAGUUUCUGGUCCGUGUUUAGUUUCGGUUCUAUUAGUUUCUGAAAAUGCCGAUUAGGCGCAGAAAAUCGUCCUCGUGCCCGUUCAUCCUCUCGAUGCCCUUGUGUGUCUCUCCCCAUGAAACAUGCUUAAUGUAUAUCAUUGUAUAUUAAUUAUAUAUAAAAGAUAACACUUUGCUUUUUGGAGUCUUUUAAGGCUGCUUUCCAACUUACGCGUGUUUUAUACGCACGUACACGUACGGAAAAUUUUAAAUGCUUUUAACUUUUUAUUAUUUAACAUCUAGGUCAAUUAAUGCAUACUAAAAAAUGCAGAAAACUGACUUUCUUCGAGUUAUUCACAUAGUUUUUUCAAAGGUAACAGGUAUAAGGAUUUAGACUUUCACGUGCGUGUUCGUGCGUAUGAAAAACGCGUAACUUGAAAGCAAGCCUUAAAUGAUUUCUUCAUUACUGAGAAAUUCUCUCUUGUAAAAAUUAAAGUGUACAUUAA
Dendronephthya gigantea is the source of this 3069-nucleotide messenger RNA. Its product is annotated as neuronal acetylcholine receptor subunit alpha-9-like. The record is from RefSeq and is a predicted model, not a curated record. Lineage: Eukaryota; Metazoa; Cnidaria; Anthozoa; Malacalcyonacea; Nephtheidae. Gene Ontology annotation, molecular function: extracellular ligand-gated monoatomic ion channel activity; transmembrane signaling receptor activity; neurotransmitter receptor activity. Gene Ontology annotation, biological process: signal transduction; nervous system process; monoatomic ion transmembrane transport. Bases 187 to 1728 code for a protein of 513 amino acids. Gene Ontology annotation, cellular component: neuron projection; synapse; membrane. The transcript has 8 exons.